GGGGGCUCCACGCUGCCAAACCCCAUGGAUGGAGCAGUGGGGAACAUUUGUCCUCGAGGCCACUUUUGUCCUGCAGGGAGUUCUUCUCCAUCUCCAUGUCCCCCAGGUUCUGUACUCUGGAAGACCACACAGGUGAUCUCCAACAGAACUUCUCCCAAGGUGUGGUCAAACCAACAGAAUGUCCAGCAGGAUAUUACUGCUUGUCAGGAACAAAAGCUGCCAAUCAGUACCCGUGCCCCGAGGGCACCUACAGUAACCAAACUGGACUGGGAGAUCCCAGGGAGUGCAAGCCUUGUCCUGGAGGCACAUUUUGUGGCAGUGCAGGACUCUCGUCCCUAAGCGGUCCUUGUUUGCCUGGGUAUUACUGCACUUCAAAGGCACGUAUACCCAAUCCUGUUAACGAUGAGACAGGCAACCUUUGCCCAGCAGGUCAUUACUGCCCACCAGGUAGCAGCAAGCCAGAGCUAUGUCCCACUGGCACGUUUUUACCUCAGUCUGGGAUGGUUUACCGUAAUGCCUGUCUGCCCUGCCCUGGGGGGAAGUUCUGCCAAGGAGAAGGCCUGGCCAGUGUUUCUGGAACAUGUUAUGCUGGGUAUUUCUGUGAUCUUGGAUCCACACAGCCAGAUCAUAAGCGUUGCCCCCCUGGCUUCUACUGUCCUGAAGGCUCUGAAUCCCCAGUCCCAUGCAGCCCUGGAAGCUUCAGCUCUGACAGUGGAAAAUGGCGGUCAACAGACUGUCAGCUCUGCCCAGCUGGAUACUUCUGCAGGGGUGCUGGAGCACAUACUCCUGAGCUGUGUCCUGCUGGGUACUUCUGUCUGCCAGGUACCAACUUCAGUACAGAGCAUCCAUGUCCAAAGGGUACCUUUGGCCCCAGCACUGGUGCCACUAGUGAGUCUGACUGUGAGCCCUGCCCAGCAGGCAUGUAUUGCUCAGCAGCAGGUCUGUCACAGCCUUCUGGAUUUUGCUAUUCAGGUUAUCAUUGUGCCAAGGGAGCCACGAGCCCAGCCCCCUUUAAACACAGGGUGGAAUCUUCCAGCCUUGGUCUGCCUGGUAAUGACAUCUGUCCUGCCGGGCAUUUCUGCCCCAGUGGUACAGGGUAUCCUGUGCCCUGUCCUCCUGGAUCCUUUUCUACCACAGUGGGCCUGGAGGCAAAAGAACAGUGCCAGCCCUGCCCAGCCGGGCGGUAUUGCAGUGGGGCAGGGUUGUCUGAUCUGGCCCAGGCACCGCUGUGUAAUGCAGGGUAUGUUUGCCUGGAAGGAAACUCUGCUCCCUGCCCUUCUGAUGGGAUUCGUGGAUACAGAUGUCCCAGUGGCUUUUACUGUCCUGCGGGCACUGGGCUGGAACUGCCCUGUGAGCCUGGCACGUUCAGCCCUGUGCCUGGGGCAAGCGUCUGCCUGCCUUGCCCAGCUGGCAUGGCCUGCAGCAAUGCUGCCACUGUCGAGCCACUCAGCUGUCCCAGAGGUUACUAUUGUCCAGUUCGGACUGCUGUCCCACUGCCGUGCCCCGAGGGGACGCUGAACACCUUGGAGGGGGCAUUGGCCCCCACUGCCUGCAAGCUGUGCCCUGUGGGGAGGUACUGCAGAGGAGAUGCUAACUGGGAACCUGAUGGUCUGUGUUCAGCUGGGUACUACUGUGAAGGAGGAGCCACUGAUGCCAUUCCACAUGAGACACCUGCGUUCCCGCUCAAUGGGCCCUGCCCACUUGGGCACUAUUGUCCAGAGGGUACUCAUUUCCCAGUUGCCUGCCCAGUUGGGACCCUGAACAAUGCCACAGGUGGUACCUCCCCAGAGAGCUGUGUGCCUUGCUUUCCUGGGUAUUUCUGUGCUAGCAUUGGUUUGAGUUCUCCAACAGGACCUUGUACUGAGGGGUUUUACUGCCCGGCAAACUUCAGCUCUGUCAGCCCCACAGCAUUCCUCUGCCCUAAGGGUCACUUCUGCCAGUCAGGGGCAGCCCACCCAACGCCGUGCCCUGCUGGGGAAUACCAGCCGGCUGGAGGCUCUGCUUCCUGCGUUCCGUGCCAGAGAGGAUUCUACUGCCAGGAGCUGGUGGCAGGAGACCCCAAGCGCUGCCCGCCACAUUCUUACUGUCCUGCAGGCACACGGGUUCCUCUCACGUGUCCUGAAGGCACCUUCACUCCUGCAAAUAUGACUGGUCUCUGGAAUGAGAAGGAAUGCUUGCCUUGCUUACCUGGUCACUACUGCAGGUAUGGACGGCUGGAGGGAAAGUGUGCUGCUGGAUAUUUCUGCCUUGCUGGGAGCUCUCAAUCUACUCCACAGGGCCACAGCUUUUCCUGGCGCUUCCUGGCUGGGUGCCGCUGGGGUCAGGUGUGUGCAGGGCUGUGUCCUGCAGGUUUCUACUGCCCAGAGGGAUCUGAGGUACCUGUACCAUGUCCUGACAAUACUAUUAGAGAUGUUCCAGGGGCUGUGAAGAGAGAGGACUGCCUGCCCUGUCCACCGGGCCACUGGUGCAAAGCAGGGGAUUCAGAGGCCUAUCCCUGUCCAUCAGGACACUAUUGCUUUGGAGGCAAUGGCAGUGACCACAGUAGUCUCCUGGCACCUCAGAAAUGCCCUCCGCAAACUUACCGCAAGCACCCAGGAGCUCAGAGCCUGACAGAUUGCCAGCCAUGUCCUCCGGGCUAUCGCUGCCCCUUAUCAGGUUUGACCAGGUUUGAGGAUUAUCCGUGCCCCCCUGGAUACUGGUGCCCUGGUAAAGGGGAUGCUUUCCUUUGUCCGGCUGGCACUUCCAGGAUCCAGCCUGGUGCAAAAUCAUUGGAAGAGUGUGAUCCCUGCUCACCUGGAUACUAUUGCCCGGAUCCAGCACAGACAGGGCUGCCUAACACCCAAGGACUACCUUGUAAACCUGGCUAUGAAUGCCCAGCAGGUUCAGUAAAUCCAAAGCCUUGCAGUCCUGGCCUAUACUGUGGUGCUCACACAGCCGUGCCUUCUGUGUGCCCUGCUGGGUAUUACUGUCCUGAAGGAUCGUCGACAUACAAUAGCCCUGAGCAGCUGUGUGCGUUUCCCUAUUACUGUCCCCUAGGCAGUGCACAUCCACUGCCUUGCGAAGGAGGGUAUAUGGCCCUCAACUUGCCUGGUCCAAGGGAUUCAUUUGAGAAAUUCUGCAGAAUCUGCGAGGCAGGCACCUAUCGUAGUGACUCUCUCAUCACGGCCCCCUGUCAGCCCUGCCCAGCAGGCUUCAUCUGCCCACAAGGCAGUGAGAGUUACCACAAGAAGCCUUGCCCCAGUGGCUAUUACUGCCCUCCUCUGGCAUCUGCCCCUCUGCCCUGUCCCCCGGGGACCCAUGGGAGCAGCACCUUUGCAAAGCAUGUAGAGGAUUGCCAGGCCUGUCCUGCUGGCACCUUCAAUCACCUUCCUGCUCAGGCUGCCUGUUUCCCCUGUGGCAGCUCUUCUUCUUCCCAGCCUGGUGCUACCAGCUGUACCUGCCGUGGCCUGAACCGGGCUUUCCAGCAGUCGGAUGCUUCCUGUAUCUGCCAGGCAGGUUACGUUUACUAUGAUGAGAGAGGCAAGAAAGACCCUGAUGGCAACAGCGAUCAGGACUGCCGACCUCAGGUGGAUGAGCUCUGUGCUCCUGGAGAGGUCCGUCUAGCAUCUACACGCCAGUGCGUUUUUCCUGAGCGAUAUGACUGCUCUCCGUCUUGUGGGCCUGCAGGUGGAGAGAUUAAUGCAGAGCUGGGCAUAUGUCACUGCAAGCAGUAUGUCUCUGCUGAGGAGCUCUGUGACCAGCUGUGUUUGCUGAGAGCCCCACAGAUCUCCUUGGGAUUUGGCAUCAAUAGAGAGCUGCUUCUGAGGAUGAAUGAUGGAGAAAUGAGGGAAGUGGCAAACGUUCUGGGCCCAGACGAACACGUGCAGAAAAGCCAGCGGGUGCAUUUGGUUCUGUUUAGUCCUGCUGGAGUGCUGGGUUUCAUUGUCUCCAGCACAGAGGCGCUGGAUGCAUUCCUGACAGGAGAUUUUUCAUCAGAUCAGUUGCUAGAGAAAGGUUAUCGAGUCCAGAGGACUUCUUCCAAAGAUAUCCGUGCCUUGCCCCUCAUUCCUAACCCAGUAGUAUGUUUGGAAGCAGGAGACACAAUCCUUUUUCAGCUUAGCAUCAAUUCCCACAAUCGUGCAUCCAGCCAUUACCCUGUUUAUCAGAAGCAGCAUCUCUAUAACAGCAACCCAAGCUGGGAUUUUGGACCCUUCCGAAGGCUAGACCACCUCAUCCAGGAGACUCACCUCAACGUCUCCUGGUUUGCCCAUGUUUUCCUGGAGUCUGGGACGUACGUUUUCAGGGAUAGGACCAUUCAGGAACACUUUCUGAUUGUCACUGUGAAUGAAGCAAAUGUGGGCUGUGACCCCAGAGAUGUGUCCUUCCAGCCCUCUUCUCUGUUCCAGCUGACCAGACAUGGGGUUUUGAAGCAACAGGAUCUGAACUUAGCUCCUAAUUGGGCUGCUAUCACAGCGGUUCUCUUUGUUCUGGGCUUCCUAAUUGUGGUGCUGACAACCCUGGCUAUAGUGCUUCAGCCUGCUGUGCCUAUCAUUAGCCCCCUGAAGAGCUGGAAGCCACGAUGGAGGAGCCUGGGCGAGCCACACAUCCCACCAGAGUACAUCCUCCUUAAAGACAGCCUUCAGUUCUAUCAGAUGGUUGGUCCUCAUGGUUCUGGAGAAGAUGCUGGCUUUGGAGAGAAAGGAGCUGUGCCUAAUGCAGGAGAGCGUUUUGCACUGAGAGUUCUGGAGGAUUUCAGUGUUCGCACGCUGUACGAUAAGCUGGAAGAUCAGAAUUUGCACCUUACAUCUCAGCUGGCAAAGCACAGGAUGGAUGUGUUGGUGUUUUACAACGGCAUCAGCCAGCAGAUUCAAAGUCUAAUGGACAUGGUGCAAGCACUGGACUCUGAAAGCCUGAAAAUCUUCGCCAGGCAAAGGACUGGUGGGCAUCAACCUGCAGACAGCAGCUGGGCAGCAGCGGGCGUUGAACAAUAUGAUGAACGCUGUAGCAACAACUUCCAAGCAGGUGCUCCGUGGCAAGAGGCAGCAGAGUUAAUGAAAGCUUUGGAAAUGCUACUUGGGAAUGCUCUAUACAAGAACAUAGCUGUGAAACGAGAGAUGGAGCAGAAAGUCCAAGGACAGGAUGUGGUGGCAGUUGUACCCUCACUGGGCAGCCUGGCCAGUGAAAGUAAAUCAGAAGUAGUGGAAGGGCAGGAUCGUGAGCUGCCUCAGCAAUGUGAGCUCUUUAGUAGGACAGAUGCUUUUUUCAGCUUCCCUGGACACGAAGAUCAUGGUUUAGAUCUCCAUUUGGCUUAUCUGACUGAGUUGGAGGUGGAGGGCCUGAUAGCAGCUUCCCCCCUUGCCAAGACUCUGUGUGAGAUCAAACAAGCUUUGGUAAAUCUGCAGCAACCUUCAGACCGCGUUAAUCCAGAGCGCAAACAUGAAACAAGCGUGGGGAGCUCAGCCCUCUUCUGAGCUGCUGGAUUCUUGGGCCACAAAGAGGGAUGAAGCUCUGCUGCUGGAAAUAAAGAGGAGCUGCAUUGCUGAGAGGAUUGAAG
Molecule: messenger RNA, 5533 nt
Organism: Chroicocephalus ridibundus (black-headed gull)
Lineage: Eukaryota; Metazoa; Chordata; Aves; Charadriiformes; Laridae
Product: multiple epidermal growth factor-like domains protein 6
Exons: 35
Coding region: 96-5450 (1784 amino acids)
Source: RefSeq, a predicted model, not a curated record